AUGGCAAUGGCGAGGUCAUCAACGAUCCAUAUUAAUAUUUCUUCUUCAACCUCCCACAAAGCCUGGUUACAACAAGCACGACUGAUUUCCACCACCGUGAAAAACACCACGCGUGUCCCUCCCGACACCACCUACAAGUCCGAGUCCAGCGCUUCUCCCAUUUCUCGCACUUCCCGCCCGCAUCGGCCACUCUACCGAAUUUCCACGGCCACUCACAAUCCACCUGCCAUCACCUUCGCCAAUCGUCAUCGUCAUCCCUGUUUAUUAUAUUUCCAGUACCCCUCCCCCACAGUCGCAAUCCUGGCUCCCAAUCGCCCUUAUUCAACUGCUUCGACUCGUCUGAGUUUGAUCUCUAGACAUCUCGACUCCUAUCACCAGUCCUCCUACCCUCCUAUAAACACUCCAUAUACCACCGAAAGGUCCUCUCUACCCUUCUCCGACGACGACCUUCCCUACAAUCCUCCUGUGCCUCAUCCAAAAGUCCCUCUCCCACCGUCAAAGAUCCAGAAGCGCAGUCUUUCCACCUCGACUUCUCCCAACAUGUCUACACAAGCAGAACAUGCCUCGCUCCUGAUCCCAGGCCCCAUCGAGAUCAGUGAUGAGGUCACCCAGGCAAUGUCCCACUAUGCACAAUCCCAUGUCGGCCCGCCGUUUGUCAACACUUUUGGUGAAACCCUAACUCAGCUCAGAGAUCUCUUCCAGACAAAGAACCCAAACUCUCAACCGUUUGUUCUGGCUGGAAGUGGUACGCUGGGCUGGGAUCUCGUCGCGGCCAACCUGAUCGAACCUGGUGAGGAUGUUCUCGUUCUACAUACCGGCUACUUCGCCGAUUCUUUCGCCGAUGCGAUAGCUACCUAUGGCGGAAAGCCUACCCAGCUGAAAGCACCUAUUGGUGAUCGUCCUCAGCUACCAGAGAUUGAGGCCGCUCUGAAAGAGAAGAAAUACAAGGCUGUUACUGUCACACACGUUGACACCUCGACCGGUGUGCUUUCGCAGAUCAAGCCACUGGCAGAGCUCAUUCAAAAAGUGUCCCCUGAUACACUACUUGUUGUUGAUGGUGUCUGCUCCAUCGGUGGUGAAGAGCUUGCAUUUGAUGAGUGGUCUGUUGACGUUGCCCUGACCGCCUCACAAAAGGCCAUCGGCUGCCCACCUGGCUUGUCAAUAACCAUGGUGUCGGAGAAGGCUCUCAAUGUCUUCAAAGCCCGAAAAUCUCCCCCAGGAUCAUACUAUGCAAGCUUUAAGAACUGGCUACCCAUCAUGCAGAACUACGAGGCAAAGAAGCCCAGCUAUUUCGCCACUCCUCCUACACAGUUGGUCCAAGCCCUGAACACUUCUCUGAAACAGAUUCUGGCGACUCCGAUCGCGGAACGCUUUGCAAAGCACCGUGAGAUCAGUCAGUAUGUGAAGGCAGAAGUCACCAAACUCGGCUUGAAACAAUUGGCCACUGAUCCAUCAAACGCCGCCAACACCAUGACGGCAAUUUAUUUACCCGAGGGCUUGACUCCUCCCGAGAUUCUCCCCAAGCUCAUGUCGAGAGGAGUCAUCUUUGCCGGUGGAUUACAUAAGGAGAUUGCCGCUCGAUACAUUCGCUUUGGUCACAUGGGCAUUAGUAUUACAGAUCAGUCGAGAGGAGAAGUCGACAAGGCCUUGAAAGCUCUCAAGGAAGGUCUCGCGGAGGUACAAGAAGCCAAAAAGCAGUAG
Exophiala bonariae is the source of this 1701-nucleotide messenger RNA. RefSeq lists its product as uncharacterized. The coding region runs from base 1 to 1701 and encodes 566 amino acids. Gene Ontology annotation, cellular component: peroxisome. The record is from RefSeq and is a predicted model, not a curated record. Lineage: Eukaryota; Fungi; Ascomycota; Eurotiomycetes; Chaetothyriales; Herpotrichiellaceae. Gene Ontology annotation, molecular function: L-serine:pyruvate transaminase activity; L-alanine:glyoxylate transaminase activity. The transcript has a single exon.